Cuscuta epithymum is the source of this 4425-nucleotide messenger RNA. NCBI's taxonomy places the organism in Eukaryota, Viridiplantae, Streptophyta, Magnoliopsida, Solanales, Convolvulaceae. The record is from the annotation of a GenBank genome assembly.
UACAGUGUCUUCUCAUUUUCCAAGAUCAAAUUUAAUCAUCACUAAUUACCGGCAGGCACACAUAUACAUACAGAGUAGAGGCCGCCUGCCUUUUCAUUCAUUCAUUCGAUCAGAGUGUCAAUUCAAAUUAAAAAAGAUCUAUCAAGAGAAAUUAUUCAGAAAGAAAUGGGAGUUCCGUCGUUUUACAGAUGGUUAGUGGGUAAAUACCCCAAAAUAGUUGUGAACGCAGUUGAAGAAGAAACGGAUUCCAGCUUGCCCAACCCAAAUGCAGGAUUUCUUCACGAGUUCCAUAACUUUUACGUGGACAUGAAUGGGGUCAUUCACCACUGUUUUCACCCGGAGGAUGCGCUCUCUCCUCCUACAACGAAUGAGGAAGUGUUUGAGGCCAUAUUUGAUUACCUUGACCGGCUGUUUAACAUUGUACGACCUCGGAAGCUGCUUUACCUUGCAAUAGAUGGAGUCGCCCCGAGGGCGAAGAUGAACCAACAGAGGUCUCGGCGUUUUAGGACCGCUAAGGAUAAGCAGAUAAUGGAAGAGGAGGAGAUGAAGCUAAGGAAAAGGUUUGCUAGUGAGGGUAAAGAGGUGCUGGAGAAAGAGGAGUCUCAAGUGUCAGACUCGAAUGUAAUCACUCCUGGCACUGCAUUUAUGUAUACCCUCUCUCUCAAGCUACAAACUUACAUUCAAAAUCGGAUCAAAUCUAAUAAGGGAUGGAAGGAUAUCAAGGUUAUUCUGUCAGACUCUAAUACACCCGGGGAAGGAGAACACAAGAUAAACUCUUUUAUUCGUGCCCAACGAACAUUCCCAGAUUAUGAUCCCAACACUCGCCAUUGUCUAUAUGGUUUGGAUGCUGACCUGAUAAUGUUGGCAUUAGCUUCCCACGAGCUUCACUUCUCUGUUUUGAGGGAGAAUGUUUUGAUUCAGGAUGACAUUUCAAGCAGUUUAUCAUCUCUUCAGCUUAGCCUCCACAAAGCUGAAAGUCAUACUGUGAGUAGUAGAGGGUGGUUUAGAAAGCAUGAUGAUGGUGUUGUUACAUGUGAUAAGGUGAAGCACUUCCGUGAAGCCAAGAAUAAAUUUCAGUUCCUUAAUGUUUGGGUGCUUAGGGAGUAUUUGGACCUUGAAAUCUGCACGGAUCUUAUAGAGGAUGCUAAAUUUCAUUCAAACAAUAAUAAUAAUGCUGGUGCUUCCUUUCCAGAAGCAUCUGAAUCCCAACUGCACAAUGAGAAAAGAGUGGAACGUCCAAAUGGUUCCAAAGCUGAUUUGGAGAGAGUUAUUGAUGAUUUUGUUUUCAUGUGUUUCUUUGCUGGGAAUGAUUUUCUUCCUCAUAUGCCAACCCUUGAUAUUCACGAGGGGGCUAUUGAUCUUCUUAUAUAUGUAUACAAGAAAGAGUUCAAGAAUCUUGGUGGGUACUUGGUUGAUAUUGAAAGGGUUGAUGCACCGAAAGGUGGCUGCAUUAAGUUGUCCAGAGUUGAAAAGUUUAUCCUCUCUGUUUCUGCAUUUGAAGAGAAGAUAUUUAUGAAAAGAAUGAAAAUCAGAGAAAAGAGAAAUAGGCGGAUUGUGUUUGCAAGCGAGGAUGACGAUCUGCAGGACGAGGAGGGAAACAAUGAUCUAGUUCUUGAUUCAAAAAAGGACGUUGACAUCUCCGCCCUAGAUAUUCUGGAAAAUACUAAGGAAUUGAAGCAGAAGUUGAAGGACAGCCUCCGUCAUAAUGCCGAUACCUUCAAACAUGGUGUAGUUGCCGAUAAGGUAAAGCUUGGUUUGCCUGGUUGGAGGGAGCGCUAUUACAUGCAAAAAUUCAAACUGCAAAGCCAAGCAGAUGUGGAAAGAACUCGAAGGGAUGUUGUUACACACUACACCAAGGGCCUUCUUUGGGUCCUAUUAUACUACUUUAAAGGGGUACCAUCUUGGGGCUGGUACUAUCCAUAUCAUUAUGGUCCCUUCGCUUCAGACAUGAAAGGGAUGGCGCAGACUAGUGUGAAAUUUAAGAUGGAAGAACCUUUUAAGCCCUUUGAUCAGCUAAUGUCUGUCCUUCCUCCUGGGAGUGCUCAUGCCCUCCCAAAUGCAUACCAAAGGCUUAUGCAGGAUGACAAGUCAAGGAUAAUUGAUUUUUAUCCUACAAACUUCGAGACAGAUAUGGAUGGGAAAAGAUUUUUGUGGCAGGGUAUAACAAAAUUGCCAUUCAUAGAGGAAGGACGUCUUAUGGUGGAGACAAAGAUAAUCAAUCAUAGCCUUACAGAAGAUGAGCGGAAGAGAAAUGCAGAGACGAAGGAGCAGUUGUUCAUGGAUAGAUCUUGUGAACUGGCAGUGUAUAUUUUGUCUUGCUUCAAAGAAGGUAGCGGCAGUGGUCUACACGAGUGUAAUCCCAUAAAAGUUGAUGGUGCGGCCUUGAGUGGUGGUGGAGUUUGCGGUAUGGUGUGGCAAAAUAAAGACCAUAUCAAUGAUGCAUCAGGAAACACUUUGUGCGUGUUUUUUCAUACAUCUCCAAUCUCUCCUUUUAUUCCCAGAGUAUUAGCUGGUACGGACUACCCCAAAAAGAUAGUUAGUGAAGUUGAUUUUGAUAAAACAGUAGUCCUCUGGCAUGAAGAAUUCCAUGGCAGAACUACAGCCAGUUGUUACAGCAGCAACAGCAGGCCUCUUCCUCCUGCUAACUAUCAAAGCUCCAAGGAUAUGCCAAAUGUAGAACCGAGAGAUCAUCACUGGAAUAGUAAUAAUAAUAAUGAUGGUGCCAGAAAAGGUGCGGGGGGCUCUGGAUGGAAUAGCAGCAGGAAGACGUGGUGUCGACCCGAAUUGCAGAAGCAUAACAGAUACACGCCGCUGCCACAACCCCGAUGUGCACAACCCCCAACACCCAUGCCAGUUUCUUCUCCACGAAUUCAAUGGCAGCGGCAUCAACCCCCUACUGUUGCAGAGUCAUCCUAUCAGGGCGGGCCACGAUACAACAAUAAUGUCAUCAGCUCUCCAUGGCAGGGCUGCGGGGUGAAUGGGUCUAGUCCACCAAUGUCAGUUCCAGCUCCAGCAAAUCCAUGGCAGCGGCAUCAACCCCCUACUGUCCCAACAUCAUAUCAGGGCGGGGCACGAUACAACAGUAAUGUCAUCAAUUCUCAGUGGCAGGGUUGCAGGGUGAAUGAUUCUAGUCCAAACACAAUGUCAGCUUCUGCUCCGAGAAAUCAAUGGCAGCAGCAUCGCCCCCCUACGGAUGCACUGCCAUCAUAUCAGGGCAGGGCACGAUACAACAAUAAUGUCAGCAGUUCUCAGUGGCGGGGUUGCGGGGUGAAUGAUUCUAGUCCCGCUGAUUCGGGUAGGUGGAGGGGGAAAUGAUCUAAUAGUCGGCGGGCAACACAAUAGAUAAUAAGUAAGGUCCAGGGCAGACUGGCCGACUGCUCAAUGUUUUGCUUUAGCCCUCCUUUUGACCGAUCUGCCAACGAGCCAGAUGCAUGUGAUCUGGCGUUUUUCUCUUUUUUGAGUGCCAAGGAUGAAGAUGAAGAUUCUCUUGGGGCUUUACUUUAUAGUAAUAACUUUAAAUAUAAGAUGUCCAUUUUGUGACGACAUCUACUUUUGAAUGCUAAUCUAAUGUAGUCUAGUAAUAUGCAUGGUCCUUUUGUGAAGCCUAAUGAGAGUUGUAUAGUAUAUUUACCAUAAGCAUUUGUGAGUACAACCGAACUAAUGUAUCUUUUAUCAUUAUCCAUACAUUUGGAUAAUCACAACAUUAUUCAAUAUAAUAUUACAUGAUACAUGCGCGUAUAGGGUGGCGUAUAGUGUGGACUCCGUGAAAUGAGACACUAUUUAGAGACAUUCAUAAAAGAAAAGUGAGAAGUUUUUAUGGAACAGAUGGAGUAUAAUAACAAUAUCAAUAUUUGUAUGAAUGCUCUUAUUUCAAUGUCAAGAGGAAAUCUAAGAGGGUUAAACUAUAUUGAAUAUGAUGAUGAACUGGAAAAUGAUAGAGGUAGCUCCUUGAAUAUAAUCAACCUGCCAUAUGGAGAGGCAAUUAAGUUGGCGGUUCAUCUGAGCUGACCUCCGCUUGUACUGGCGUCUCCAACUUUGGCAGAAUGGUGAGUGUUUACUUUCUUUCCUAACUCCAAGUCCCUUGCUUGAUGAUGCUGAUCUGCAGGCGGCUUUGCGACUUUGCCAAGAGGAUGAUGAUGACCAUUAUUAAGACUGUCAUUAUGAUUGUGAUGAUUGCUUCUUUUGCUGCACAGCCUAUUGGCAAUGCAGGCCAACACGCCUAAAACCAAGAUCGCCCCGAGAACCAAAAAUGCCAUCCCAUACGAUCCGUUUGAGUGGGACGACGACGAUACUGAGGAUUGAGAUGGAUGAGUUGGGACAUUGCUGUACGGAUAAAUUUGGGGUUGGAAUUGUUGAGACAUUUAUUCUUCUUUUAUCUUUCUAAGUUGGUUGAGAAAUGUUGGUUUGGUCUUGUUCUCUUUAAAG